GAACCAAAUUUCUGAGCCUGUCACCUGCAUUCCAGGAGCCGAACCAGCAAUGUCAUCCUCAGGCAUGCCAGACAUACCAGCCCCACUCACCAAUUUGAAGAUACAAUAUACUCAGAUCUUCAUAAACAAUGAAUGGCAUAAUUCAGUGAGUGGCAAAAAAUUUCCUGUCUUUAAUCCUGCAACUGAAGAGAAACUCUGCCAAGUAGAAGAAGGAGAUAAGGAGGAUGUUGACAAAGCAGUGAAGGCUGCAAGACAAGCUUUUCAAAUUGGUUCUCCAUGGCGUACUAUGGAUGCUUCCGAGAGGGGGCGGUUACUGUACAAGUUGGCUGAUUUAAUUGAAAGAGAUCGUCUGCUGCUGGCCACAAUGGAGUCAAUGAAUGGUGGAAAAUUAUUCUCCAAUGCAUAUCUGAUGGAUUUAGGAGGAUGCAUAAAAACAUUACGCUACUGUGCAGGCUGGGCUGACAAGAUCCAUGGCCGCACAAUACCAGCAGGGUUUCCUCCUGGAGUAGUGAAUGUUGUCCCUGGUUAUGGGCCCACUGCAGGGGCAGCCAUUUCUUAUCACAUGGAUAUAGACAAAGUGGCCUUCACAGGAUCAACAGAGGUUGGCAAAAUGAUCAAAGAAGCUGCCGGGAAAAGCAAUCUGAAGAGGGUGACCCUGGAGCUGGGGGGAAAGAGCCCGUGCAUUGUGUUUGCUGAUGCCGACUUGGACGUUGCUGUUGAAAUUGCACACCAAGGGUUAUUCUACCACCAGGGCCAAUGUUGUAUAGCAGCAUCCAGGCUUUUUGUGGAAGAAUCAAUUUACGAUGAGUUUGUUCGAAGGAGUGUUGAGCGGGCUAAGAAGUAUGUUCUUGGAAACCCUUUAACCCCUGGAGUAAAUCAAGGCCCUCAGAUUGACAAGGAACAAUAUGAGAAAAUACUUGACCUCAUUGAGAGUGGAAAGAAAGAAGGAGCCAAACUGGAAUGUGGUGGAGGCUCUUGGGGGAAUAAAGGCUACUUUAUCCAGCCCACGGUUUUCUCUAAUGUCACAGACGGGAUGCGCAUUGCCAAAGAGGAGAUAUUUGGUCCAGUGCAGCAAAUCAUGAAGUUUAAAUCUUUAGAUGAUGUGAUCAAGAGAGCAAACAAUACUCACUAUGGCUUAGCAGCAGGAAUCUUCACGCAAGACCUUGAUAAAGCCAUGACAGUCUCCUCUGCUCUGCAGGCAGGGACAGUGUGGGUGAAUUGCUAUAGUGUGAUAUCUGCCCAGAAUUCCUUUGGUGGAUUCAAAAUGUCUGGAAAUGGACGAGAAUUGGGAGAAUAUGGUUUCCAUGAAUACACAGAGCUCAAGACAGUCACGAUGAAAAUCUCUCAGAAGAACUCAUAAGGAAACUACAAGAGUAAAGAGAAGACUCUUCAAUAAUUAAGCAUUUCCUACAGUCACUAAUAUAAGUGGGUUUUAAAUACAAAAUUGUUCUUUUCUUGUGUUUUUUAAACAUAGGCUAAUCACACUAGUAUUAAUACUACCCAUAGAAGACUUGACAUGUAGCUUAUUGUGAAAGAAUCGUUUGCCUUCUCAUAUAUGCCCCCAAUUCCUAUCCUAAAUAAAAAGAAUGGACUUGGAUGCAAGAUCUCCCUAGCUCUGUCACAGCCAUGUGCUUUUCUUUGUGGCUACUUGUCCAGGAUAAUCAUUUUAUAGAAAAGGACCAGUUGUCAUUUAGCUUCUUUCCCUUAAUGACCCCUUGAAGUACUUAACAUACACUUCAACUGCAGAGUAGGUUGCUCUGUUUCUAGUAGUUAUAAAGUCCUUGAUGUGUCUUGAAAUGUUUCCUAGAAUGUCAUGUCUGCUUGCCAAAUGAAGUAAUCUUAAAAUACUUAACUGUAAUCUGAAUAUAAAGCUUAAUAAAAACAACCUUGCAUGAUU
This is a messenger RNA of Galeopterus variegatus (Sunda flying lemur), 1897 nucleotides long. RefSeq names its product aldehyde dehydrogenase, cytosolic 2. NCBI's taxonomy places the organism in Eukaryota, Metazoa, Chordata, Mammalia, Dermoptera, Cynocephalidae. The transcript is spliced from 11 exons. Gene Ontology annotation, molecular function: benzaldehyde dehydrogenase (NAD+) activity. The record is from RefSeq and is a predicted model, not a curated record. The coding region runs from base 50 to 1360 and encodes 436 amino acids.